Molecule: messenger RNA, 3089 nt
Organism: Zymoseptoria tritici IPO323
Lineage: Eukaryota; Fungi; Ascomycota; Dothideomycetes; Mycosphaerellales; Mycosphaerellaceae
Product: calcium channel
Exons: 3
Coding region: 12-3089 (1025 amino acids)
Biological process (GO): calcium ion transmembrane transport; intracellular calcium ion homeostasis
Cellular component (GO): membrane
Molecular function (GO): calcium ion binding; calcium channel activity
Source: RefSeq, a predicted model, not a curated record
CAUCAUACAACAUGAGCGAUCCUCCAGCUGCCCAAGGACGAACGAGCUUGGAUGGUCCAACAUUACCCGCAUACAAUGUCAACAACCGACAACGAGGCAACAGUCGUGGAGCCGGUUCCACAACAGACGGAACGAUGGUUGGAGAAGGCGAGGAAUAUCAACCACGACGAUCAUCAAGCAAGGAAAAUCAGCUUCCUCCUCCCACGCGUCCACGUGCCGGAAGUCUCCUCACCGUCAGAACCGAAUACGAACCAGGCGAUCCCCUUCGCAGCAUGGCAUCACCUUCACAAACUCGCGAACAAGCACACCGAUUAGACGACGACCUCGCCCUUCUCAAGAUCGAACGACAAAUUUCUCGAAUCGAUGAAGAGCUUUCAAGGACUAAGAGCGCGGGAGCGGACACAUCGAAGAGUCGAUCACGAAUCGAUCAUGUGGAUGAAUUCGACGAGGCCACGAACCCGGUGCACGAGCGGACGGCGGUAUACAAACCGGUGGAAAGCCCGGCGACGGGAUUCGCAAAGUUCGUGAAGCAUAUCCACCAUUCCAACUGGCUGGUGCGGUAUUUCACGUACAUUGUUCCCGUCGUUCUGAUUCUGCUAAUCCCUCUUCUGCUCGGCGCGUACGUGUUUGACGACGCUCUUGUGGGAGGUGUGGAGCUUAUGUGGUUCAUGAUCUGGUUGCAAAUUGUGUGGCUCACAUUGUGGUGCGGACGAAUCCUGGCCAAGUGUCUGCCAGUCCCCAUUGGACUGGUUGCCAGCUUGUUCACGAAUAAUGCGAAAAAGUGGCGGGAUAUGGGAAAACAAUUGGAGCUUCCUGGAACGAUUUUCUUUUGGUGGCUCGCGAUUGAGAUAUCGUUCUUGCCGACUAUGAUCAAUCAUCAGCGUGGAAGGCCAAGUGGAACUGUUCGACCGUGGAUGAAUACGAUGAACAAGGUUCUGGUCUCGUUUUUUGUUGGAGCCGUACUGAACUUCCUGGAGAAGAUUCUUAUUCAAUUCAUUGCCAUCAGCUUUCACUUGCGGACCUACGCGGAUCGGAUCGACAUCAACAAGUUUCAAAUUGGAUCCCUGACCAAGCUCUACACUUUCUCGAAGAGAACGAUCGAGAUGGAGGACGAAGAAUUCGAACAGAAGGACGAGGGAGGAGGUUCGGGUGCACGUACUCCGGGUCAAGCUUUGGCAGAUGCCGCGAAGACUGGAAAGAAAGCGCUGGGCAAGUUUGGUGAUGUCGCUGGAAAAGUCGCUGGCGACUUCACUGGCAAAACUGUCGUGGCAUCGACUCAUCCAACACAGGUCGUCCUCGCCCUUCUUCAUACCACCAGUGGCGCCCAGGUCCUCGCCCGCCGUCUGUAUCGCACAUUCGCCCGAGAGGAGACUGCCACAGUCAUAUCAGAUGACCUUAGACCGGCAUUCGAAAAUGACGACGAGGCUGAUGCUGCAUUCACCAUGUUUGACAAAGACAUGAAUGGCGACAUCUCCAUGGAAGAGCUCGAAGCGGUGUGCGUCGAGAUUGGUCGCGAACGCAAGUCCAUCACCGCCUCGCUCAAGGAUCUGGACUCCGUGGUCAGCAAGCUGGACGAUGUCUUUAUGUUCAUCGUCGUUGUCAUCGUCAUCCUGGUCUUUGUGUCUCUCAUCUCGACAUCCGCGGCGGGUGUCUUGACUUCUGCUGGAUCCGCGGUCUUGGCCCUCUCCUGGCUGUUCAGCGCUACUGCGCAGGAGUUUCUGCAGUCUGUCAUUUUCGUGUUUGUCAAGCAUCCUUUUGACGUUGGUGAUCGUGUUGGGAUUUACGGUAAUACGGGAGCGCUUAUGCGCGGAGAUGACUACUUCGUCAAGGAGAUUAGUCUUCUCUACACCGAGUUCAAGAAGAUGGAAGGGCAUAUUGUGCAGGCGCCGAACAGCUAUCUUAAUACACUGUUCAUUCUCAACCAGCGCCGUUCCGGUGGCCUCGCCGAAGCUGUAUCGAUCACCAUCAAAUUCGGCACAACACUUGAGCAAAUCGAAAGCCUCAGGAACAGACUGCUCGAGUUUGUGCAGUCGGAGAAAAGGGAAUACCAAAAUAAUAUCCUUACAGAACUGCGUGAGAUUGUCGAAGUUCACUCGCUCAAGCUGAACGUCGUGUUCUUCUACAAAUCCAACUGGCAGAACGAAGGUCUUCGUCUCGCCCGCCGCAACAAGUUCUUCUGCGCAAUGAUGGUCAUCAUCCAAGAACUCGGCAUCGAAGGACCACGCAUGCGUGAGCCGGGCAUGCGUGAAACAUUCCCAAUGUACCUCGCCAACGUUCCGCACACCGCCUCCGCAGGUGCAGGCCACAACGGCAACCCGGACAACCCUCACGGCAUUCACGACAACCAACAAAACGAAGAAGAGUUCAUGGACCCACCCUUCGUCUCUCCAAUUCCUGGGCAGGAAACUUCCACCGGCUCUCAAGCCCCUCAUAAUCGCAUUAACCGCGGUGGCUCUAUCCUCCGCACCCGCACCCGCGGCGAAUCCAUCUCCCAAAUGACCAAGCGCGUCGACUUCAGCCUGGGCAUGCAAAACGCCGCCGCGACCGACAUGUCCGGUGACGUCUACGAGGAUCGCGACCCGACUCGCGCACAAAUGAAUAUCAUCCAAGCUUCCCGUGAUCGCGAGCGGUCUCGCGCAUCUCAAGAGCGGGUUCGUGAAAGUAACGAACUGCACCUUGCACGCACUACAUCCCGCGAACAGCCGGACUUUGCUCCCGCCGGUGGUGGUAUCGUCCGCCGCUCGACGUCAGCCUCUGUCCAUCGGAAUCGGUUCUUCGGAAGGAGGAAACCUGCUGCUGGUGAGGAGGCGAUGAUGGAAAGUGGGAUGGCGGAGAUUCCUGAAGAGGGUGGUACUACGCCGCAUAAUCGUAUUGAUCCAAGAACGGGGAUGGUGAGUCCUGCAGCGUGGAGGAUGACUUCGGAUCAGAGUAAUCUUGCACCGCAGAAUUCUGCUAGUACUGCUGCGCCGCCGCAGUUGCCGAGGCAGGUUUCUGGACAUGGAUCGUUGGGCGAUGUUACGAAUGGGAGUGUGCCGACGUAUCCGCCGGGGCAUAGGCCUAUUGGACGGGCGCAGACGGAUGUGAAAUGA